CCCGCAGGAGCGCAGCAAAAGGGCCAAAAAGCGCCGCCGGGAUGGGGGCGGUGAGCGCGGAGAUGGGGGCGGUGAGCGCUGAGAUGGGGGCGGUGAGCGCUGAGAUGGGGGCGGUGAGCGCUGAGAUGAUGGGGGUGGGGAGCACUGAGGUGGGGGCGAUGAGCACCAACAGCGGGACUGAGACCACCGGGACUGGAAUGGGGACAACAGGCACUGAGAUGGGGGCGAUGAGCACUGAGAUGGGGACGAUGAGCACUGGGGUUGGGAUGAUGAGCACCCAGAUGGGGGUGAUGAGCACCAGGGCUGGGAUGAUGGGCACUGAAAUGGAGUCAAUGACCACCCAGAUGGGGGUGAUGAGCACUGAGAUGGGGGCGAUGAGCACUGAGAUGGGGACAGUGACCACCCAGAUGGGGAUGACGACCACCCAGAUGGGGAUGAUGAGCACCGAGGCCGGGAUGAUGGGCACUGAGAUGGAGCCGAUGACCACUGGGGUUGGGAUGGAGGCCACCACGUUGGGGUCAAUGAGCACUGAGAUGGGGACGAUGACCACCAAGAUUGGGAUGAUGAGCACUGAGAUGGGGGUGAUGAGCACUGAGAUGGGGACGAUGACCACUGGGGUUGAGAUGGAGGCCACCACGUUGGAGUCAAUGAGCACUGAGAUGGGGAUGUUGAGCACCCAGAUGGGGACAGCGACCACCGGGACUGCAAUGGGGACAACGGGCACUGAGAUGGGGACGAUGACCACCCAGAUGGGGACGACGACCACCCAGAUGGGGGCGAUGAGCACCGAGGCCGGGAUGAUGGGCACUGAGAUGGAGCCGAUGACCACUGGAGUUGGGAUGGAGGCCACCACGUUGGAGUCAAUGAGCACCCAAAUGAAGUCAAUGACCACCAAGAUUGGGAUGAUGAGCACCCAGAUGGGGACAGCGACCACCGGGACUGGAAUGGGGACAACGGGCACUGAGAGUGAGACGAUGAGCACUGAUAUGGGGACGAUGACCACUGGGGUUGGGAUGAUGGCCACCAAGUUGGAGUCAAUGAGCAAUGAGAUGGGGACAGCGACCACCUGGACUGGAAUGGGGACAACGGGCACUGAGAGAGAGACGAUGAGCACUGAGAUGGGGACGAUGAGCACUGAGAUGGGGACAAUGACCACCCAGAUGGGGACGAUGAUCACCCAGAUGGGGGCGAUGAGCACCGAGGCCGGGAUGAUGGGCACUGAGAUGGAGCCAACGACCACUGGGGUUGGGAUGGAGGCCACCACGUUGGAGUCAAUGAGCACUGAGAUGGGGACGACGACCACCAAGAUUGGGAUGAUGACCACCCAGAUGGGGGCGAUGACCACCCAGAUUGGAACAACGACCACCCAGAUGGGGGCGAUGAGCACCCGGAUGGGGACAGCGACCACCGGGACUGGAAUGGGGACAAUGGACACUGAGAGUGAGAUGAUGAGCACUGAGAUGGGGGCGAUGACCACCCAGAUGGGGGCGAUGAGCACCAACAGUGGGACUGAGACCACCAGGACUGGAAUGGGGACAACGGGCACUGAGAUGGGGACGAUGACCACCCAGAUGGGGGCGAUGAGCACCGGGAUGGAGACAACGACAGCCGAAUGGGCGGCGAGUGGGACGGGCAGUGUGCAGGUGGACAAAUACCUGUACCACAUGCGGCUCUCCGAGGACACACUGCAGGAGGUGUCCGAGCGCUUCCGCAAGGAGAUGGAGAAGGGGCUGGGAGCCGACACCAACCCCACCGCCUCCGUCAAGAUGCUGCCCUCCUUCGUCAGGUCCACCCCGGACGGGACAGAGGACGGAGACUUCUUGGCACUGGACCUGGGCGGCACCAACUUUCGUGUGCUGAGGGUGAAGGUGUCCGACAACGGCCUGCAGAAGGUGGAGAUGGAGAGCCAGAUCUACGAGAUCCACGAGGACCUCAUGCGAGGCAGUGGGAUGCAGCUCUUUGACCACAUCGCCGAGUGCCUGGGCAACUUCAUGGAGAAGCUGAAAAUCAAGGACAAGAAGCUGCCCCUUGGCUUCACCUUCUCCUUCCCGUGUCACCAGACCAAGCUGGAUGAGAGCAUCCUCGUCAACUGGACAAAGGGAUUCAAGUGCAGCAGCGUGGAGGGGAAGGACGUGGUGUCCCUGCUGCGCAGGGCCAUCAAAAAGCGCGGGGACUUCGACAUCGACAUCGUGGCGGUGGUAAACGACACCGUUGGCACCAUGAUGUCCUGUGGCUAUGAUGACCAGAACUGUGAAGUCGGACUCAUCGUGGGGACGGGCACCAACGCCUGCUACAUGGAGGAGAUGAGGCACAUCGACCUGGUGGAGGGGGACGAGGGCCGGAUGUGCAUCAACAUGGAGUGGGGCGCCUUCGGGGACGACGGCGCGCUCAACGACAUCAGGACCGAGUUCGACCAUGAGAUAGACAUGGGCUCGCUCAACCCCGGCAAGCAGCUGUUCGAGAAGAUGAUCAGCGGGAUGUACAUGGGCGAGCUGGUGCGCCUCAUCCUGGUGAAGAUGGCCAAGGAGGGGCUCCUCUUCCAAGGGAAGCUCUCUUCGGAUCUGCGCACCACCGGACACUUCGAGACCAGAUUUGUCUCCGCUAUUGAGAAGGAGAAAGAGGGGCUGCAGAAAGCCCACGAGAUCCUCACCAAGCUGGGCCUGGAGCCAUCCCACGAGGACUGCCUGGCCACCCACCGCAUCUGCCAGAUCGUCUCCACCCGCUCGGCCAACCUCUGUGGGGCCACGCUGGCCGCCGUGCUGCGCCGCAUCAAGGAGAACAAGGGGGUGGACCGGCUGCGCUCCACCGUCGGCGUGGAUGGCUCCGUCUACAAGAAGCACCCGCACUUUGCCCGACGCCUCCAUAAGACAGUGAGGAAGCUGCUGCCCGACUGCGAGAUCCGAUUCGUGAGGUCGGAAGAUGGCAGUGGCAAAGGGGCGGCCAUGGUGACGGCGGUGGCCUACCGGCUGGCGGCCCAGCACAAGGCCCGGCAGAAGAUCCUGGAGGCGCUGAAGCUGAGCCACGAGCAGCUCCUGGAGGUGAAGCGGAGGAUGAGGGUUGAAAUGGAGAAGGGGUUGGGCAAGGAGACGCACGCGGAGGCCACGGUGAAGAUGCUGCCCACAUACGUGUGCUCAACUCCAGACGGGACAGAAAAAGGAGAUUUCCUCGCUCUGGACCUGGGGGGGACGAACUUCCGUGUGCUGCUGGUGCGGGUGCGGAACGGGAUGCGGCGCGGCGUGGAGAUGCACAACAAGAUCUACUCCAUCCCCCUGGAGGUGAUGCAGGGGACAGGCGAGGAGCUCUUCGACCACAUCGUCCACUGCAUCUCCGACUUCCUGGAAUACAUGGGGAUGAAGGGAGUGUCGCUCCCGCUGGGCUUCACCUUCUCCUUCCCAUGCAAGCAGACCAACCUGGAUGAGGGGAUUCUCCUCAAGUGGACGAAGGGUUUCAAAGCCACGGGCUGCGAAGGGGAGGACGUGGUGAGCCUGCUGAAGGAGGCAAUCCACCGCAGAGAGGAGUUUGACCUGGACGUGGUGGCAGUGGUGAACGACACGGUGGGCACCAUGAUGACCUGUGGCUACGAAGACCCCUACUGUGAAGUCGGGCUGAUAGUUGGCACAGGCAGCAACGCCUGCUACAUGGAGGAGAUGCGGAACGUGGAGCUGGUGGAGGGCGACGAGGGCCGCAUGUGUGUCAACAUGGAGUGGGGUGCGUUUGGGGACAACGGCUGCUUGGAUGACAUCCAGACCGAGUUCGAUUUGGCCGUAGAUGAGCUGUCCCUUAACCCUGGGAAGCAGAGAUUUGAGAAGAUGAUCAGCGGGAUGUACCUGGGGGAGAUCGUCCGCAACAUCCUGAUGGACUUCACCAAGCGAGGGCUGCUCUUCCGUGGCCGCAUCUCCGAGCGCCUGAAGACCAGAGGGAUCUUCGAGACAAAGUUCCUGUCCCAGAUAGAAAGCGACUGCCUGGCCCUGCUGCAGGUGCGCUCCAUCCUCCAGCACCUGGGCUUGGAGAGCACGUGUGAUGACAGCAUCAUCGUCAAGGAGGUGUGCACCGUGGUGGCCCGGCGUGCCGCGCAGCUCUGCGGGGCCGGAAUGGCCGCCGUGGUGGAUAAGAUCCGCGAGAACCGUGGGCUGGAGUUCCUCAAGGUGACGGUCGGCGUGGAUGGGACGCUCUACAAACUGCACCCACACUUCUCGGCCAUCAUGCAGGACACGGUGAGGCAGCUGUCCCCGUGCUGCGAGGUGACGUUCCUGCAGUCGGAGGACGGCAGCGGUAAAGGCGCGGCGCUCAUCACGGCCGUGGCGUGCCGGAUCCGCGAGGCUGGGCAGCGGUAGGAGCAGCACGGAGCUCAGCUCUGCGCCCGACGGACGAUUCCUUCCCCGCUCCCUCCCUCUGUACACACACACACACACACGGGGCCCUCCCCCCUUCGCUCUCCUCGUGGGACACAAAGGCUGCGUCCCACCCAACCCUGAACCACUCACGCGUCCCCCGACGGCAGAAAGGAUCCGCGUUGGAGCAGAGCCCUCUGAUGCCACAUCCUGCCUCAUAGGGCUGUCCUUUCUCCGGACACCUCCGCUUGUUUUCCCCCACCCAUCAGGGCUGCAUCACGUGCACAGGUGGGGAAGGGUGGGGAUGGGGGUCCCAUUGCAUCUCCCACCCCAGCAGUGCCCGGCGUUGCGUUCCUGCAUCACCUCGCCAUGUCCUUUAGCGGUGGCACCGAAUCUUCCUUUCUCUUUGUCGUUUCCUUCCUUAAUUUAACGUUUCCUUGGGGUCAGACUGGAGAACCCGACGUUGUGGGGCGGGGUGGGGGCACUUUGGUUGUCCCCAAAGGGAUAUAUUGUGGGGGGGGGGGGGGGGGGAGGGAUGCACCGCAGCCCCCUGAGCGCGGUGUGGGGCAGAGCUGCGCUCACGGAGGACGGAGCUCUCAGGGGACUCCUUUGCGUCGGUGCUGCGCUCUCGGGGUCGAAAUGAAGAAGGGAAGCUGAAGUCGCAGCUGUCGAUAUGAAGGGAAGGACGGACGGAGCAGGGGGGGCGCUCAGAGCUCAGCCCGGCCCCCCCCCCGGCACGAUUCGGAUCCAAGCCAAAGACGGUGGGGCUGCGAGCAGCGGAGCUGCGCCUGCUGUUCUCCUCUCGUGUUUACACUAUUUAUUUUUAGCCGUGAUAGAUAAGAGAGAUAGAGAGGCUUCCUUAUUUUUGUACUUUUCGUACCGGUUUCCCUGGCAGUGUGGUGGUGGUGUUGUACUCCUCGGCUCCCCCGCGCCCCAAUAAAAACGUGGAACCGACUGA
This is a messenger RNA of Gallus gallus (chicken), 5289 nucleotides long. It is a transcript of the gene HK2, whose product is annotated as hexokinase 2. Gene Ontology annotation, cellular component: mitochondrion; cytosol. The record is from RefSeq and is a predicted model, not a curated record. The coding region runs from base 42 to 4334 and encodes 1430 amino acids. Gene Ontology annotation, biological process: glucose 6-phosphate metabolic process; glycolytic process; intracellular glucose homeostasis. Gene Ontology annotation, molecular function: mannokinase activity; D-glucose binding; ATP binding. The transcript has 18 exons. NCBI's taxonomy places the organism in Eukaryota, Metazoa, Chordata, Aves, Galliformes, Phasianidae.